Brassicogethes aeneus is the source of this 2073-nucleotide messenger RNA. Lineage: Eukaryota; Metazoa; Arthropoda; Insecta; Coleoptera; Nitidulidae. The record is from the annotation of a GenBank genome assembly.
GAACGUCGAACGAACGAACGAAUCUCUGACCCAGUUGUGUGGGUGGAUCUUCGUGCGCUCUCUUUGUUCGAGUCGCGGCUGGGCUCAGAAGUAGGUUAGUGCAGCCAGCAGCGGUGGGGCAUCUUGGUCCUCGGUACGCCACACUAGACUAGUCAGUGGCACUCUGUCGUCGUACCUGCUAGUAUCGCGUUCGUGCCCGUGUAUGCCUGCUGCUUGACGACUCGUAGGUCGUAGGCAUGUGACUGCCGCAACACGUAUUGCCAUGAGCCCCGCGUCCUCAGGCAACUUGGAAAUCGAACGAUACAUCGGUGCCUGUCUAAUUUCGCAAAACCGAUCGAAAUCGAACAACAAUCACGGUGGUGCUAACAAGGGUCGCGAGUUUUACGCAAGGGAUCCGUUGAUUCCGGACAUUUUUCCCGCAAAUUAUGUGAAUCUGGAUGGAAGAUAUCGUCUGCAGAGAUGCAACUCGGUGGACGUUUGGGCCGGUGGAAUGCCCUUAAUUUCUUUCGCCAACAAUCAACGACAACGUUCUCGUCACUUGGAACCGCAAGACGGGUUAAGUGGCUCACAGAGAGUAGAUGACCAGCACAGUCCAUUGGCACGGUUAGCCGUCCAUACUCAAGGUGCGCCUUUAAUUCUUACCAAGAGUUACAAUCACAGAAAAAACAAAGUCAACAGAAACAACAAUAACAAUGGUGGCCAAAAAAAUCCACCCAGUCAAAAACUCAUCAACCACAACAAGUGUCAGGACGUGCAAAAUAAUGGGACAGGUGGUGUAGAUGCUGUGAGUGUUGCCAGUGACGAAAGUUCAGGUUCUGCCAAUUCGGAAAAUUGCUUGCCGCGUAUCAUAAAGCCUCGCAAACGACGGAAAAAAGAUCGCAAACCUCCUCUUCUCGGUCGCCCUUUGAGCCAGGAAGGCUUUUCCACAGACAGUGCCAGUCCAGAUAUAGACACGUCCAGUGUCAACCUGCAUAGAUCGUUUAUACCAUUUAACUUUGAUAACAAUAAUUAUUCGUUUAGAUCAGUAACUGUUCCUGAUAAUAUUGCUUUAAGUCAUAUGAUUAAUAACAAUAACAGUUUCGUUGAUCGCUAUCAAAACCUCCACGACACCAGUGAAACUCCAAACUUGCAUCACUCGUUCGAAGAUAUCGAGGAAGUCGACGAUGGCAAAGACAUCAACGGCAACCAAACCACAAGCACCUGCCAAUGCCGGUACUGCGAUCCUUCUGGGCAAAUUUGGGACGUGGACAGAAGCUGUUACUCCCCAUUUUUGACACCACCGAACAACCACAACAACGCUUUUCAAUUCAACUUCAACCUGGGUCAACAUAACUACUACACUAACCCCAUUAAAGAUGAAGAAAAUUACUGUUUGGUUCACAGCAUGUCGUCGGUGUCUCUCGAAGAGGACAACAACAAAUCAGUGCAGGACAAAAAAGUUAAACACAUCACUUCUGGAGAUUUGGAAGUUUCCACAGAAAUAGUGACAUCUUUAAACGGACAUCGUGACCUAGAGAUUAAGUUCUUUUCAACCCACAGUGCCGAUGUGUCACCAAAUCACCACCACAAUAUCAAUACGGAUAAGUUUGCUGUAAAUAGUUUAAUGUGUAAAUUUGUGUCCGAAGAAUGAGUGCUCUCUCCUCUAUCUCGUAUAGGAAGUAAACACUAAUAAUAAUUAUUCAUCAUCAUCUAUCAUCUCACGCUCGGAGAUGUUUCGAUCUCUUCCAAUUCUUUGUGUAUCGCGCAAAGUAUUCAUUAUUCGCUUUCACUUUUCAGAAGAAGUGCAGUUUUUUUAUUAUUUCCGUAUGUAUCAUUAUUAAACUUUGUUCACUAAAACUUUCUACAUAAAGUUUACUGGUGCAUGCGGAAACCAACCGUUCACGUUGCUUGUUUUCCCACAAAUUGUUUUUGUUCUAAAACGAUGAACGGCUGGAUAUUAUUUACCUUUACGUGUUUUUUACUUUAAUUUUAUUUAUUUAUAUUUCCCUCUCACUUUCUCUUUUAAUUUGUUAUUUUUGACACGUCUGUGUUUAAGUAUUAUUGUAUUAUUAUAAAUAUACGAAAAUAUUUGCC